This is a messenger RNA of Carassius gibelio (silver crucian carp), 5072 nucleotides long. It is a transcript of the gene iglon5, whose product is annotated as IgLON family member 5. The transcript has 9 exons. NCBI's taxonomy places the organism in Eukaryota, Metazoa, Chordata, Actinopteri, Cypriniformes, Cyprinidae. Gene Ontology annotation, biological process: cell-cell adhesion. Gene Ontology annotation, cellular component: cell-cell junction; neuron projection. The record is from RefSeq and is a predicted model, not a curated record. Gene Ontology annotation, molecular function: cell adhesion molecule binding. Bases 373 to 1440 code for a protein of 355 amino acids.
CUGAGCACACAACAUCCCACUAAACCAUCUCCACUGUCGCUUUUCUCUUUUUCAGUGGAUGCCCUUGUAUUAAAGGAAAAAAAUCUGAGGAGGUUAUACACAAUAUUUUUUGGGUGCAAGGAUUUAUUUAUACAUUCUCUGGCACUCCAGACGCCAACAGAUUGUGUUUGGUCUCCUUGCGAAGGGUCACUUGGGAAAAUCGACCCGUCUUGUGGCACUCCUGAUACACUUGGAAGAUUUGUAGACUGCGGACGUUUCGUGAAAUUGGACACACGGACGGACAGCUGCGGUUUAUGCGUGUUCCCGUUCACAGAAGAUAAAAAGGGACUGUUGCUGCAAGAACUGAGAGAGAAAUAACAAUCAACUCUAAACAUGAGCUGCGCAAUGUUGCGACACGCGCUCGCUUUGCUCUUGGCGUUGCUGUGGAAAGGGCCCAGCAGUGCUCAGGCGGCCGAGUUCGGACACUUGCCCGACAACAUUACCGUGCUGGAAGGAGAAAGCGUGGUUUUGAGAUGCAAGAUAGACGAGGAGGUCACUCACAAGGCGUGGUUGAACCGCUCCAACAUCUUAUUUACGGGCACAGAUAAGUGGUCCCUGGACUCCCGUGUGUCUCUGGUGAACAACAACAACAGCGACUUCUCCAUUAAGAUUGAGCAAGUGAUGGUGGCAGACGAGGGACCCUACACAUGCAGCUUCCAGGCCAGAAACCAGCCGCGUACGGCCCACGUCUACCUCAUCGUCCAGGUGCCAGCCCGGAUAGUGAACAUCUCGCAGGAUACAUCAGUGAACGAAGGCGAUGACGUCAAUCUUUUUUGCCUGGCGGUGGGCAGACCAGAGCCGACUAUCACCUGGAAGGACUUCAAGUACGAUCUCAUGAAUGAAGGCGAGUUUCUGGAAAUCACAGAAAUCAAGCGGCAUCAAGCGGAGGAAUUUGAAUGCAUCACCAAUAACGGCGUGGCGCCACCAGACACACGCCGCGUCAAGGUCACGGUCAACUAUCCACCAGUAAUCACAGAAGUAAAGAACAUGCCCGCCCAGCUGGGAAAAACUGCAAUCUUGCGCUGUGAAGCUAUGGCGGUGCCCACCGCGUCCUUCGAAUGGUACCGGGAUGACCGAAUGCCGGUAGAGAGCGAUAACACGCUGAAGAUUAAAAACGAGAAAACACGUUCCCUGCUGCUCUUCACCAACGUGACAGAAAAACAUUUUGGCAACUACACCUGUUUCGCCUCCAACCGCCUCGGGGCUUCCAAUGCCAGCAUGUUACUCUUCAGAAAGGCAGGCUGUGACGUCACUGGCAGAGAGAGGGGGCAGUUGCUCAACCUCUACAGAAUGUGUACAGGGCCCGGGGCCGUGUACGGCGGAGCGGUGUCUCUGAACGGCCGUUUAUCAGGAGUUGGCCUGUGGUUCUGCCUCUCCAUCUCUGUUCUGAUGAAGGUCUAAAACUUUCCCGCUUCGGAAAGAGUCUUUAAAUACGAACCCAUCACUGUGAACAAAAAGAAAUUAUGCAUUAAUCCAGGAGCCAUCGCUACAUCACUCGGUCAUGCCUUCCCCCUUCCCAUUCACGCCCGGUCGCAUAUCACCGCUUCACUCCUCCUUCCCGUCACCAAACGAUGGUCACCUUUUAUCGUCCAAACCUGAAAUGUGAUGCUAAUGAUCACGACAAGUGUAGUGCCAGUUGGAUGUCUCUUGAUGUGCGUGCUGGACAUGCUGGUGGUAAAGUGACGUGUCGACGAUGACGGAUGCGAUGUCCGGGUGACCCUGUCGAAGCUGUCCACCAGCGACCCGACGCAGAGAUCUGAGCUGAACGCUGGUGUAUUCUGACGUGCGUAGCUACUACGAAUGAUGUCAAACCAUGUUUUCUUUCUAGCGAGGAGGGCUGUGUCAUCUCGGCCCCUCGUUUGCAUUCGUUUGUGCUCUCGACCCAAAGCAAACGUCUUGACCUGCGUCCAGCCCUCAUAUUGUCCUCAGUCUGUCCAUCACUCAGAUCGUCGGUCCUUCACACUCAGUGUAAAUAUAUAUGCAGUAGAGGCCCUUCAUUCCAGUGGCAAAAACUACAUUUCCCAUCAGCCUCUCUGUUUCAGCCUUUCGGCUCGGAGGAUAUUGCUGCCUUUAAGUCACGAUGGAAUGAUCGUAUUUACGAGAUUUACAACCGAAAUGUCAUUAUUAGCAGAGAAUCAUUGGUAUUGAUCGUAAGACGUUUAGUUUGUACAUAUUUAGUGUUGUUUACUUGUGUUUAAUGGACAGCUGUAAAAGAGAAGUGCUUUAAAUUACUUUUUAAAUUUGUUGCAAAGUAUAAAAAAAUAGAUGUAGUGUUGGAGAUUAAAGUAUUUGGACACCUUUUGGUUGUCAAAUGUCGGUUAAUAAAAUAAACUAUAGCUGUAGAUGUCACUCAUCUGCUAAAACUCUUUUUUUUUUACAUGAAAAUGUAGUUUAGAAAAGUCAGAAAUAGUGUAACUAUUUGAAUGCAUCAUUGCAACUCAUAAGAAAGACUACAACUUUUCAUAAUUAUUUAAAUGCAUCAUUGCAACUCAUAAACAGGGGUGCAACGUUUCAGUAUUUUUUUAACUCAUCAUUGGAAUUCACAAGAGCGCAACUUUUCCAAAUUACUUUAUUGCAUAGUUGCAACUCAUUAGUCAUCAACUCAUUAGUUAGAGUGCAACUUCUCAGAAUUAUUUGAAUGCACCAUUGCAACUCUUAAGGGUGCAACUAUUCAUAAUUAUUUAAAUGCAUCUUUCCUACUCAUAAGAGUGCAUAUUUUCAGUAUUAUUUCAAUGCAUCAUUGUAGCUCAGAAGUAAGAGUGCAAUUUUUCAUAAUUAUUUAAAUGCAUCACUGCAACUCAUAAAAGUGCAACUUUUCAGAAUUAUUCAAAAGCGUCAUUGCAACUCGUAAGUAGGAACUUUCCACAAAGACUUGAAGGCAGCAGAAGUUUCUGGCGUCUCCUGGCCUGAAACGGUUCAUUGACUUCUUGUUGCUUGUGGAUAGCAUGUACUGGUUAGAAAUGUCCCUCUUGUGACCUCACUUCCUGCACCGACCCCGUUUUAACCCCCUGCACUGUGUACAUUUUAAUCUGCAAGGUUAACUGCUAUUACUUUUUUGGUGUUAAUAAUGAUUAUAAUGAUGAUGACAAUGUUAAUAAGUAUUUGAAUAAAUAUGAUAGUAAUUCCAUGUGAGAAAAAAAAAAAAAAAAAACGUUAGAGCUGAUCGCAAGCCAUGUGUGUGAAAAUAUUUUGUACUAAAAAUCACUGAAUUCAUCGAACGGCAAAAAGAAAAAAAAAAACUUUUUGAAGUAUCGUGCUCUGUUUUACCAUGAUUAACUUUUUUAAAACGGAAGUAAUUUCGACUCGUCUGUAAAAGAAAGCAAUCAGUGAAAUGUGUGGGCGCUUACACGCUAGACAGAUCUGUUUUGAGCAUGUGAAAAUGGCCAUAGAAACAAACUGAACAAAUAUACACAGUACUAAGUGCAGUGUUGCUUUUCAAAACCAUUGUCUUUGUCAUGCACCAUCCCCAUUGAGCUCAGUGCAUUUGCAUUGUAAACUCUAGCGUGUAGGCGUCCUAAUAUCAUUUCAAAUGUGUACUGUAUUUUUUUUUCCAUGCUGGUGAUGACUGUAUUGUAUGAUAUAUUCUGCAGUGAUGAUAUAAUGCUCAUGUCUGCCUCGAUGACAUAACCAAAACCCUCAGUAUCCUCCGGUUGCGUACGGUUAUGUUAGUGUGAAUCUGCAUUCCAUUCAGAGACGAUUGUUGGAUAUUCCUGUGAUAUUAAGUUGCAACAAAAAUGCAUGCAUUUACUGCAUGCAUUAUGUUUGGAAAAUGACAUACGAAGAAAGAAAUGGCAAUUUACAAUCUUUUCGCAACCAAAUUGCGAUAUUAUGCAAUACUAGCAUUAGUUCGGUAGGUGUGCGGCUAACAGACAACAGCAUUCAGUGCGUUUUAUACAUAUUUUCGAAACAUUUUAUACAUGCAGAACAAAUACAUAUAUCAUGGCCAUAUUUUUUAGUAAAUUAGUAAAAUCUCACUAAUCCUUUCUGUCAUUUUAAUAAAACAUGCGCAUGUCGUAGCCUACUAAUACAUUUUCUUUCAAUUUACUUAAUCGUGGCUACGUCGUACAAAUUCGUUCCCUCGUUUUAGUUAAUCCUGGCUACGUCGUACUAAUUAAUUUCCUAGCUUUAGUAAAUAAUGGCCACAUCUUGCCAAUUUGUUAAAUUUUUUAGUAAAUUGUUGACACAUUGUAUUAAUUCGUUCAUUAAUUUUAGGAAAUCAUGGCAAAGUCAUCUAAUUCGUUCCCUCGUUUUAGUUAACCGUGGCUACGUCGUACUAAUUAAUUCCCUCGUUUUAGGAAAUCAUGACCAUGUUAUACUAAGUCAUUAUAUUGUUUAAUUAAAUAAAAACAAUGCAACAAAUUAGUAGUACAACACGAUUUACUACAACAUAAGUCGUGGGAACAAAUUCUUAAUUUGUCAACAAUGGGACGCAUUUUUAAUUCGUUGUGCAUGUAAUAUGAUCAUUUUGUCCAUGGGAUUUUUUCAUCACAGUGCAUUUUAUUUAUCUUGUACAUCUGUGUCUGAAUUUCUGGAAAAUCCAACCAUCUGAGCUGAAUGGAGCGCAGUAGGCUGCUAGCUUCCAAGCGUCCAGUUCAGAAUCAGAUUAGCGGGAGACAAAGAUGUAAUUAGCCAGCGACUGUGACUCCUAAGCAAGCGGAGCGUCAUAUUCUCUCCGUCCCCCAUCUGGUGAGCAGCAGAGCUCAUAAAUCAAGCUCAGGCGCUGACAGAAUCCUCUUCAAGGACAGCUGUGUCUUUGAGUCUUGAGGCCGAUGUGGAGUCCGGUCCCCUACAGACUAAUUAACCGCCACUUAAGAGCACACGGCGAAGAGGCUUUGACGGAAAGCAGCGGAGCGCGACUCAAGCCGUUCACAAUGAUGACCCUGCAUGAGCGCUGACCGUACAGUUUGCAAUGUUAAUGCUGUAUAUACUCUAAUACGAUAAUGUUCUCCCUGAAUAUGUGCUUCAUUAUUGCAUUCCAGUCAGCAAUAACCCCGGAAUAAAGCCCAAACCUAUUUAAAGUCCAAUUUAAAGUC